This is a messenger RNA of Lactuca virosa, 1174 nucleotides long. The record is from the annotation of a GenBank genome assembly. NCBI's taxonomy places the organism in Eukaryota, Viridiplantae, Streptophyta, Magnoliopsida, Asterales, Asteraceae.
GUGUUAUUCCCUUUCAACCAUGAUUUACACAGCUACCGAUACAUUCUAUCUAACUGAUGAACACCUUGAGAACACACCUUCUAGAAAAGAUGGAAUAGAUAAAGCCACUGAAACAACACUUAGAAUAUAUGGAUGUGAUCUUAUCCAAGAGAGUGGCAUUUUACUCAAGGUACCUCAACAAGUAAUGGCCACAUGUCAAGUUCUAUUUCAUCGCUUCUACUGCAAAAAAUCUUUUGUUCGUUUCAAUGUGAAGAGAAUUGCUGCAAGUUGUGUUUGGCUUGCUUCAAAAUUAGAGGAAAACCCUAGAAGAGCAAGACAUGCCCUCAAUGUUUUUCAUAGAAUGGAAUGUAGAAGAGAGAAUUUACCUAUAGAACAUUUAGAUGCAUUCUCAAAGAAAUAUACAGAAUUGAAGAUGGAUUUGAUUAGAUCUAAAAGACAUUUAUUAAAACAAAUGGCUUUCAUUUGUCAUGUGGAACAUCCUCAUAAGUUCAUAUCAAAUUACCUUGCUACCCUUGAAACCCCCCCUGAGUUGACACAAGAAGCUUGGAAACUUGCAAAUGAUAGCUUGAGAACAACUUUAUGUGUUCGAUUCAAGAAUGCAGUGAUGGCAUGUGGUGUUGUAUAUGCUGCUGCUAGAAGAUUCCAUGUCCCCCUCCCUGAAAAUCCUCCAUGGUGGAAAGCUUUUGAUGCUGAUAAAUCAGGUAUAGAUGAAGUUUGUAGAGUUUUAGCUCAUUUAUACACUCUACCAAAAGCACAAUAUAUACUUGUAUGCAAAGAAGGAGGCUCAUUCACUGUGUCUAAUCGCUUUUGGGAUUUCCCCUCUCAACCCCUUCCUAAGGAAUCACAAAUGAUUGAUGAUGCUAAUAUAAACAAGGUGUCUGUGGUGUCGGUUUCAGUGUCUCCGGCAUGUGUGAUUCCGGAGUUGAAAGGCGGAAUUGGAAAGGUGAAAGAUUCAACAAAGAGUGAUGAUGUUGAUGAGAAAAUUGAGAAUCAGAGUGUUGUUCCAAUUCCGGUUAAGGGGAAUCUGUUUCCAAAAGCAAAGAAAGGGAAAGGGAAAGGGAGAAAUAUAAAAGAGGGAGGGAUUCGAAAAGGGAAAGGAAAAGGGAUGAUAGAGAAAAAGUCAAAGAUAGGAGUCAUCGGUCAAAGGAUAGAGGAGGAAAGGAUUCAGGUUUAG